Linepithema humile (Argentine ant) is the source of this 1315-nucleotide messenger RNA. Its product is annotated as carbonic anhydrase 2-like. Gene Ontology annotation, molecular function: zinc ion binding; carbonate dehydratase activity. Gene Ontology annotation, cellular component: plasma membrane. Gene Ontology annotation, biological process: one-carbon metabolic process. Lineage: Eukaryota; Metazoa; Arthropoda; Insecta; Hymenoptera; Formicidae. The record is from RefSeq and is a predicted model, not a curated record.
AAGAAGCCUCUUGCCACUUUUGUAUCGCUGUGCCUUAAAAGACCGCGACACAUGUCUCCGAUAAUGAUACGCACUGCCGUGAAUACUUAACAGACACUCGUUCCAAAUAUCUCAACGUGCGUCUCAGUACCUAUGUGAUUGUUCUUAGAGUUCGAAGUGUCGUAUAUCUUGGACAGAAAAUAAUUUUACGCGCGUGAUAGAAAGGUAAUGAGUAUGUAUAAGCGAUAAAUUCAGGAAGCUACUGUUUAUCUUUCAUUAUUAAGUAAUGCAAAAUUUAACGAUAAUGUCUCAAUAUCAUAAAUUGUAAUAUUUCUAAGAUUAUAAUCUUUAUGCGCGAAGAAUUCAGAAAUGCGCAGCGUCUUGCAAGUUACGAUGACAUGGCUCACUCUCGAUAUUGUCUCAGGCAACGGCUUUGGAUAUAGUAAAAAAGAACAACAUUUGUGGCCACGGAAGUACAAAUUGUGCUUGGGGAAGCUGCAAUCACCGGUGGCUUUAUCCACAUCCAAAGCGAUCCCUCUGCCACUUCCGGCGCUUGAAAUGAUCGGUUACCACGAUUUUCUCCCGACACCGCAAACCCUAACGAACAAUGGACAAAGCGUCAAGCUCACUGUGAGUAAGAACGUGAUGUACAAAAGACUGCCGUAUGUAUUCGGCGCCACGCUGAAGCCAAAUCAGCAUUACGAAAUGGAGCAGCUCCACUUUCACUGGGGCGCGAAAAAUAACAGAGGUGCUGAACACAUGUUGAACGGCGUGAGAUACCCGAUGGAGAUGCACAUCGUGCAUCGCAACAUGGUGUACUCGAACUUCUCACAGGCAUUGGAGCACGAAGACGGCGUGGUCGUAGUGGCGACUUUCUUUCAGCUGCAAGAUGAACAGAAUGAACUCCUUCAGUCCUUCAUAAACAAGCUGCCGGAUAUACAGUGGGCGAAUACAGAAAAGUCGGUGAAUAUAUCGAUAACUCUAACGUCUCUCAUACCGUCAAACACUGAUGUCUUUUACACAUACAAAGGGUCUCUUACAACCCCACCUUGCAACGAAGUUGUCACUUGGAUAAUCUUCGGCACUCCAGUCCCGAUAUCUUUCCGCCAAAUGAAUGCGUUUCGAACGCUUUCCAACGGCGAGGAAACAUUAGGCGACAAUUUCAGACACUUGCAAGAUAUCGGUCAGCGCAAAAUUUAUAUCAGAAGAUUGACCGCGACCAAGAGUGAUGAUCUGCGAUUGAACUUCGCGAAUCUAAGCUGGUUCUGGCUGUGACACAAUUGAGAUAAAACUGGCAAUCUCGAUCUUUAUCUAUUAUUUUUAUCUGUAAUAAUAA